AUGGACGAUUUAACACUACAAGAAGAUCUUGUCCAAGAGAGACAAGAGCUCAUGGCGUCUCCUCCUGAAAACAGCAAAAAAUCUCAUCUUUUGAAGCCUUGCUCAACAACCUCCAUUGAUGGAUCUGGAGCUGUUCUUCCUCAUCAGAAUCGUCCUGACUUGAAGGCUCUGUCUUCGAGUGUUACCUUUAAUGGGUGGAGAUUAGCGAGCUCAAAGUUCAAGUCUUGGACUACAAAAAUGGCUGCUUUACACAAACCCAUUUGGAGAAAAGCUGGGAUUUACGAAGCUGUUAUGUCGUCAACAUACAGAAUCAAGCCAGACAAAGAUCUUGUUCUAGGUAUUGCUGAGAAAUGGUGUCCUGAUACAAGGACUUUUGUUUUCCCUUGGGGUGAAACAAGUAUAACGCUUGAAGAUGUUAUGGUGCUUCUAGGUUUCUCCGUUUCCGGUUUACCUGUUUUCGCUUCUCUUGAUGCUUCAGGAGAGAGGAUCAAGGAGAAAAUUGAGAGAGAAUGGGUUAAGAUUAAGAUCAAGAUAAGUUUUGUUACUCAACUAGUAUGGAUGGAGAGAUUCAUGGACAGUAAUGAUGAUAUGCUUGAGCAUGUUGCUUUCCUUGUGUGUUGGCUAAGCUACUUUGUGUUUCCGUUGCGUUAUUAUCAUAUCUUUGAAGCUGUGUUUUCGAUUGCUGUUCAUCUUUCAAGCGGUACAAAGAUUGCUUUAGCUCCAGCUGCUCUUGCUCACUUGUAUGCAGAACUAACUCUCUUGAAGAACCAUAUUCAAGCUUUCGACGAAUCAAAGACUACUGUCAAUGAUGAUUCCAGUGCUUUGUUUAAGUUGGUUCAAGUUUGGACAUGGGAGAGAUUCAAGGAACUACAACCAAAACCUAAUCAGUUGCAAGAAGGUGAGCCAAGAUUGGCUCUUUGGCAUAAGACAGAGAGAAAGAUCGAUGAUGUGAGGCGGAUUCUAGACAACUCGAACAUCGACAGUUUUGAGUGGCGUCCAUUCACAAAACCUGUGAAGAAUUGGGAGUUCCCUCGGUUUUACCCCGAAAAGGCGAUGUAUGUUCCUAUUGGUCCUAAUCUCGAUGAUGAAUUUACCUCCUUUGCUCGGUUCAUCAAGGUCUCUGAGCUUGUUGGUAUUGAUAAUAUGGAGCAUUACUUUCCUGAUCGAGUGGCUUCACAGUUCGGGAUACUUCAGAAUGUUCCUGGUCCUGUUAACCGUAACAACCUCUCAAAGGAGGAAGCUUGGGAUCAUUACAACAAGCCUAUUGAUGCUUUGGCAUUACACAUUCCUUCUCGUGACGCAAUACCUUCUGUUACUCCAAUGUUCUGCGAGUGGUGGAGGAAGGCGUUUCAAGAAUUUCAGAGUUCUUCGGAGAAGAGGCAAGUUGUUGAAUCAUCUGAGAUGAACAGAACAAGCGAGGUUUCGAGAAGAAAGAGACGCAAUUAUAUGAUCCUAUCUUGUAAAAAGAAAGGGAAGACACAUGCUCCAUCAGACAAUGAUGUACGCCUCACCGUUGCUGAUAUAAGGAGGCAGAAUAAUAACAUGUACAGAGCUGUAAAGAAUAGUGGAGGAGAUGUUUCUGAACAGCUUGGUAAAAAAACUAGACUUGGGGCGGAUAACAAUGAUUCAGGACCUAGUCAAAAGCGCGCUUUAAUAAGCGCUGAUGGAGAUGAAGCUGUACCACCACCAGAAACUGAUGAAACUGGAAGCAAUGGAAAGAAGAAUAUAGGUCUGACUCUAAUUGAUGAAACCAACUCUUCAGAUUCUUUUCUUGGUGCUAAUGGAGUUGAAGUUGUUGUGUCACCACCAGAGACAGUGCAAAACUGUGGUGAUGAGCUUGAUGUAUAUGGAAGCAAUGCUGAUAUGAUCGAUGGUAGCAGCGAGGAACCAAAUCUUGUGCUCCAAGAAAAUGGUUCCAUUGCGGGAGAAAAGGUGAGGUCAGAUGAGAAGUUGUGCAGUGAAGCUGAGAAAGAAGAUGAUGUUGUUGAUAAUGAAAGAUUGGUCCAAGAAAAUGUUGCAAUAAAGGAGGAGGAUCUAGCAGACAACAAUGGACCAACCUCACGAGACUAUGAUGACUCCUACAAGAAGAGGAAGCAGGAGCUGGAGGUACUGGCGUCAUCGAUGGAAACGCGUAUUGAGAAGACAGAAAGAGAUCUGGCAUGGUUGAAAGAGAGGAGAGCCAUAAUACAGAGGAGAAUUGCAGCGGCUCGUUUAAUCUAA
This is a messenger RNA of Arabis nemorensis, 2220 nucleotides long. The record is from the annotation of a GenBank genome assembly. NCBI's taxonomy places the organism in Eukaryota, Viridiplantae, Streptophyta, Magnoliopsida, Brassicales, Brassicaceae.